AAAAAUCAACCAAAAUCAUAUUAAGAGAGAGAGAGAUGCCCAAUUGCUCCUCAAUGCUCUGAGAUUUAUCGUUCCUCCGAUCGCUCCAAAUAUAACUACCAUCAAAAACUUGCUCAAUUUUGAAUAAUUCCAAUACUUGGAGAACAUAAGCUUAGAAUGGCUUCAAUGGUUGCCAAGGCUUGUAGUAGCAGUACUAGUCAAGUGUUUACCCAAGAAAAAGGAAGUAGGAACAAGAGAAAAUUUCGGGCUGAUCCUCCACUCGGAGAUAUAAAUAGGAACAUCACUGUGCCUCAUAACGUUUGCUCAAGUUAUGAAUUCUCAGCUGAGAAGUUCGGAGUUUCCCAAAAUCACGGGCAUCCCAAUGGGUGUGAUGUGUGUAGCGUUAGUCAAGACCAUUCUGAUGCUUUGAAACUCGAUCUUGGAUUGUCCACUGCGGUUGGGUCAUCAGAGGUGGGCCCAAUUCGAUCUAGAGAGGAAACAGAAGCAGGAGACGAGCCCCAAGAUGCUGAUUGGAGUGAUCUUACAGAAUCCCAGCUCGAAGAGCUUGUUUUGAACAAUUUAGACAUGAUCUUCAAGGGCGCAAUUAAAAAAAUCAUUGAUUGCGGUUACACUGAGGAAGUUGCUACAAAGGCUGUGUUGAGGUCAGGCUUCUGUUAUGGGUGUAAAGACAUUCUAUCCAAUAUGGUGGACAAUACUUUGGCGUUUCUUAGGACCGGUCAAGAGAUUGAUCCAUCAAGGGCCCACUACUUUGAGGAUUUGCAGCAGAUGGAGAAGUAUGUCUUGGCAGAGUUGGUUUGUGUUCUUCGCGAGGUUAGGCCUUUUUUCAGCAUGGGGGAUGCAAUGUGGUGCUUGUUGAUAAGUGACAUGAAUGUCUCCCAUGCUUGUGCAAUGGAUACUGAUCCCUUUGGUAGUUUUGUUGCUGAUGCGGGUCCCAACACUUGUAACUCUGUCCAGCCCCAGUCGAGAUCCGAAGCCAAAACUUGUAAAAUAAGUUCUUCAAUUGAUUGUGCUCAUACAUGUCAAUGUGAGACAGCUGCCAUGGCUUCAAUGCCUUUUGUUCAUAGUUCACAAUCUCUUUUCCCCACUUUCUCAGGUGUUCCUAACCUGGUAAAACCCAAAAGUUCUGUAGUUCCUGAAAAAGAAAGUCCAAUUUCCACAGCUGAUACCGUGGAUAAAUCUUUUGUUGGUGGUGGCACAACACAAUUUCAUGGCCAUGAAGAAAAGUUCGUGGGUAGUAGGAAAAUUUCUGGUAUUACAAAGAGAGAAUACAUUCUUCGACAGAAGUUUCAUAUGGAGAAAGGAUAUCGAACAUAUGGUUCCAAAAGUAGAGCUGGGAAGAUCAGUGGUUUCGGUGGUUUGAUGGUGGAUAAGAAAGUAAAGUCUGUGUCGGUUUCCACAGAAGUUAAGGUUAAAAAUGCCUCCCAGAAGACAAGUAAGAUAGUUGAAGUUGAUGCUACUCAAGACAACGGAAACCAUAAUCCAUCAACCAGUCUCGGGCUUUCUUCCCCUGUGGAAUUCAAAACGGAAACAGUUGAUUCUGUUUCCUUGCCUAAAACCAAUACCUCAUCUACAUUACAUUCAGUCAUCACCCCACCUGCUUUAUCAGCUUCUGAUACCGAGCUUUCACUUUCACUUCCUUCAAAAAGCAAUGCAGAGGCUCCUAAGUCCUUUGGGAAGUGGGUCCCACAGGACAAGAAAGACGAGAUGUUUUUGAAGUUGGUUCCAAGGGUACAGGAGCUGCAAAAUCAGCUCCAAGAGUGGACGGAAUGGGCCAACCAGAAAAUUAAGCAAGCUACAAGUAGGCUGAUCAAAGACAAAGCGGAGCUCAAGACACUAAGGCAAGAGAAGGAAGAGGUGGAACGGAUCAAGAGAGAGAAGCAAACUUUGGAGGAGAGCACAAUGAAGAAGCUUUCUGAGAUGGAAUAUGCAUUGGGUAAAGCAUGCGGACAGGUGGAUAGAGCAAAUUCUGCUGUUCGGAGACUUGAAGUGGAGAAUGCCGCAUUAAGGGUAGAGAUGGAGGCUGCUAAAUGUGGGGCUGCUGAGUCGGCCACAAGAUGCCAGGACGUGUUGAAGACGGAGAAGAAGACACUAACGAACGUUCAGUCAUGGGAGAAGCAAAAGACAUUGUUUCAGGAGGAAAUUGUGGCUGAGAAACGCAAGUUGGCAAUGCUGCAACAGGAACUGGAACAAGCUAAAGAAGUACGCGACCAACUUGAGGCGAGAUGGAAACGGGAAGAAAAGGCGAAGGAAGAACUCCUUACAGAAGCUAGUUCAAUAAGAAAAGAAAGAGAACAAAUUGAAGAUUCGGCCAAAUCAAAAGAAGAGGCAAUCAAAUCGAAAGCAGAAAAAACCCUACAUAAGUACAAAGACGAUAUUGAGAAGCUUGAGAAAGUAGUCUCCGAAUUGAGAUCAAAGACCGACUCCUCCAAAAUAGCCGCUCUAAGAAGAGGCAUUGAUGGAAGUUAUGCUAGCACACUGAAAGACAUUAGGAAUUCCCCAGCUCCCAUUAUCUCCAAAAUAGUUCCAAAAUUCCAGGAAUAUUCUGGAGUGAAGCGCGAACGGGAGUGUGUGAUGUGCCUUUCGGAGGAGAUGUCCGUGGUUUUUCUCCCUUGUGCACAUCAGGUGGUCUGCACCACGUGCAAUGACCUCCAUGAGAAGCAGGGAAUGAAGGACUGCCCUUCCUGUCGGAGCACCAUCCAGCGACGUAUUUGUGUACGUUAUUAUGCUCGCUCUUGAACUUAUUUUUCGAGCCGAGUUGAGUUUGUGAUGAAAGACAAUUUGUGGGUUCCGUUUACAAAAGAGUGAGAAAUUUUAUUUUUAUCUUUGGAAUAUUUAAGAAAAUUAAGCUGCCUUUGAUUUAUAAAAAGGAUUUGUCUUAAACUUUGGUUGUCUAUGGUGGUUCUCCAUCUUGCAUAAAUAAAGACAAUCUUUAUACUGUUUGGUAA
Messenger RNA from Rhododendron vialii, 2945 nucleotides. RefSeq names its product putative E3 ubiquitin-protein ligase RF298. NCBI's taxonomy places the organism in Eukaryota, Viridiplantae, Streptophyta, Magnoliopsida, Ericales, Ericaceae. The transcript is spliced from 4 exons. The record is from RefSeq and is a predicted model, not a curated record. Bases 157 to 2736 code for a protein of 859 amino acids.